AUGAUCAAAAAGGAGAUUCUCCUAGCAGCCCCCACCCCUAGCCCAGUAGGUACUGUGGGGGCGGGCCAGGGCGGGGCCACCGAGCAAGCGGUUAUAGUCCGACCCGCGGAAGACCAACUACUGGGCUCGAUCCUGUGCCGGCUCACGGACGACCAGAUCAGGUCCGCCGCCGCCGCGCACACAGAUCCCACGGAACUAGUAGCUGGCCCGCCCCGCCGGGGGGCCGUGGACGUGAGCACCCUGGCGCGGAGCCAGGUGGUGCGGGGCCCUGGGCAGGGGUCUCCUGGGGGCCGGCGGCUUCUCGGGGUGCUGCUGUUUCUGCUGCUGCUGCUGCUGCCACCCGCGGGCGCCUGGUACAAGCACGUGGCGAGUCCCCGAUACCACACGGUGGGCCGCGCCGCCGGUCUGCUCAUGGGGUUGCGCCGCUCGCCCUACCUGUGGCGCCGUGCGCUGCGCCCGGCCGCCGGUCCCCUCGCCUGGGACACCCUGGCUCCUGGGCCCUCAACCCGCAACGCCCUCCUCCUGCUUCCCUCGGAGGUGGGGGAGCUGUGGGAGCCGCGACGCCGGAGCCUCGGAGCAGAGCUCCGAGUCCGUGCCCCUCGGAGUCCGCGCACCCCGGAGCUCGAACCGAGGCUGGGGAUCCAGUCCUGGACCUCAGCGGUGUCUGCCAGAGCCUUUGGAGAGACGUCUUCGUCUGUGGCCCAGCCACGGCCCCUGCAGCAAAUGGCCUUCGCCAGCUCCGCUUGGCUCCAGGACCGCCCUGAGAACAUUCACUGCCCACGUCGGCCUUGCGCUUGAACCAGGAGUGAUCGCUGCUCCUACAAGGGUGCGCAGCUCCCGGCUCUGGCCUGGCCUGGUGUUUUGGUCAAUAAAACCAGCCUGAUCCCUGCG
This is a messenger RNA of Heterocephalus glaber (naked mole-rat), 891 nucleotides long. RefSeq names its product neuropeptide W (gene Npw). Gene Ontology annotation, biological process: G protein-coupled receptor signaling pathway; feeding behavior. Gene Ontology annotation, molecular function: G protein-coupled receptor binding. The record is from RefSeq and is a predicted model, not a curated record. NCBI's taxonomy places the organism in Eukaryota, Metazoa, Chordata, Mammalia, Rodentia, Bathyergidae.